Molecule: messenger RNA, 2227 nt
Organism: Maniola jurtina (meadow brown)
Lineage: Eukaryota; Metazoa; Arthropoda; Insecta; Lepidoptera; Nymphalidae
Product: zinc finger protein 883-like
Exons: 6
Coding region: 150-2087 (645 amino acids)
Biological process (GO): regulation of transcription by RNA polymerase II
Cellular component (GO): nucleus
Molecular function (GO): DNA-binding transcription factor activity; zinc ion binding; RNA polymerase II cis-regulatory region sequence-specific DNA binding
Source: RefSeq, a predicted model, not a curated record
GUGUGUUGUCGUGGUGUUGUCUUGUGAUGUAUUUUUCUAGUAUAAAAAGUUAAUAAUUAGCUACCUAUUAUAUUAUUACGUAUCAGAAAUUCCUCAAAUAUUCUUGUGGUUAAGUAGUAGUUAUCAUACAGCAGUGGCUUAAAAACAAAAUGAUUGACUUUGAAAGAACAUGCCGGACAUGUAUGAAAACAAAAAGUGAAGCCGCUCUAACAAAUUUAUUUGGCCCGGUGAAAAUCGAGCGUAAUUGGUCAUUAAAACUAGCAGAUUUAGUUAAGGAAACUAUUACAUUGCAGAUAACUGAAGGAGAUGGCCUACCCCAAAAUUUGUGUGAUGAGUGUGUAACAAAUCUCCAAAAUAUGUACACAUUUCGCAGCCAAGCACUCAAUUCUGAAAAUGCGCUUAGAAAAUUAGUUUCUCAAAGUGCCUCAAUAAAAAAUGAAACAGAUUACAGUUUGAAGCAUGAAAAUGAGUUUGAAUAUCUUGAACAUGCAUAUGACGAUUUCAUAUUUGACAAUCAGCCCCCAAAGGAAGAAGCUAACAACGAUGUAUCAAUGUUUAUUUGCAAUAUAUGCAAUAAAAAGUUCACCAAACGUAAGAAGUUUUUGAAACACUUAUCAAAUCACGAGGAUCCACAAAUUACUUGCCCAAUUUGCGAUAAACAAUUUCAUAGACAGUCAACACUAAAAAGACAUUUAAAUAAGCAUUGUGAGACUAAUAGUACAUCUAACCUUAAUAAUAGUCUAUUAGAGAAUACGGUAACAGAUUUGGGUGUAAAAGUUAAAGUAGAAAAUAUAAGCGAUCAAUAUAAAUGCUCUGAAUGCAAUCUUAUGCUUGAGAACCAGAAAUCUCUAUUACUACAUUCUAAAGAGCACCAUAAUAUUGAUUUAGAUUUAGAAGAGCAAGUAUACAGAUGUGUAGAAUGCUCAAAAAGUUAUACAACGGAACAGAGAUUGAUGAAACACAUGGCAACUCAUUACGGAAACGGAAAAAGUAAAUUAGACAGUGAAAUGUUAGAAAUAAAAAUUGAGGGAGAGCAUUACGAAUGCCCAGAAUGUCAUGUUGUGUUUGAAAAACAUAGGUCUUUAGCGUCACAUUUGAAGAAGCACAAAAUAAAAGUUGGUUUAAAAAGUCAGGGCACAUAUUAUUGUGGGUAUUGUGAUAAACGAUUUGCCUUAAAGACACUGCUUAGAAGACACAUGAAGUUGCAUACAGAGGACCGUCCGUUCAAAUGUACUCAAUGUUCUCAGUGUUAUACUCGUCAAGACCAAUUGGUUAUGCAUAUGAGUAAACAUGAUGGUAAAAAGAGAUAUGUUUGCAAUCUUUGUAAUAAAGCAUUUACUCAGCUGUGCAGUCUAAAAGACCACAAAAGAACUCACACGGGCGAAACUCCCUUCCUCUGCUCCCAGUGUGGGAAAGGCUUCAGUAACAACUCUAAUCUGAGACAGCAUUUGAAGCGCCACACGGGACUUAAGCCAUUCAGCUGUAACCUAUGCCCAAAGAGUUUUUGUACUAAAGGUCAGAUGAAAUCCCACAUGGACACCCACACGGGCGUACACCCGUACAAAUGCCAUCAAUGUGGUGCAGCCUUCACGAAAACAAACUCCUUGAAGAAACAUGCUAUGAUACAUCUUGGAGUCAAGCCAUUUGCUUGUGAUAACUGCAGUAUGAGAUUCUCAUCAAAAGAUCACUUGAAGCGCCACCAGCGCACUCACACGGGGGAGAAGCCGUACCGCUGCCCGCACUGCUCGCGAGCGUUCACGCAAAGCAACGACUUGGUCAAGCAUGUUCGCACGCACCUGGGUCAAAACAUCUAUCAAUGCACGGUGUGCCAAAUGAAAUUCCGCCUUAUGAGGGAGCUAAAACGCCACUACCCUAUACACUACAUCAAUGGGGCCGAUCCCACCCCUGCGCAGGAAAUCGAAUCACCCCUUGUCAUACUCAAGGGGUGCUCCGACCAAGAUAAUAUAGAGGCUAACAACAUACCGUCAGACAGACAAAUAACAAUCACGUUUAAUAGUAACGUUCUAGAUAAAAACAGUAUCGGUGACAUAACUAUUAAUAUAGAACCUGGGAAGAUAACUAAUUAAUCGUUUGUUUUUAUUGCGCAAGCAAAUUAAGCUUUUGGUUUUUUUUUUCUCGUCUGGCUUUACACUGAUUAGCCAAUGUCAAGUUUGUAGUUAUUUACAAGUUAGGGAAACUAUAUGUAUAAGUAUGGACUUCGUCUGUG